AUGAAUCGUGGAGAAGAAGUUUCAGUUUCCAUCCCUAAUGAUCUCCUUUUCGAGAUAUCCUCGAGACUGCCUUUAAAGUCAAUCGCAAGGUUUCGUUGCGUGUCGAAGCAAUGGGGUUCCAUGCUUCGCCGUCCAGAUUUCACAGAGUUGUUCUUGACCAGGUCACGAGCUCGUCCACGCCUCUUAUUCGCCAUCGAAGGACAAGACAAUAAUUGGAGCUUCUUCUCUUCGCCUCAGCCUCAGAAUCCAGAUGAGAAGUUUUCUUCUCUUGUAGAUUUUCACAAGAAGUUCCCUCGAGAGAAUCUGAGGAUCACUUGUAGUAGACGUAGUCGUAAAGAUUCAUGUGGUUAUGCCUCUGGUUUGAUCUAUCUCCCUGAUAUGUGGUUCCCAAAGGAGAGUGAUACUAAUAGUGUGAUAUGUAACCCUAUCACGGGACAGUAUUGGAUCUUACCUGAACUCACAAGGCACAUUAGUUCGUAUAGCUUUUUAGGGUUUGAUCCGAUUGGCAAGCAACACAAGGUGUUGUUCAUGACUAACCUAGAUUCCGGUCAUAAAAUUCUAACGUUAGGAACUGGAAAACCUAAGCGGUGGAGGAAAAUCAUAUGCCCCUUAACCCAUGAGCCUGUAAGUGAAGGGAUAUGCAUCAAUGGGGUUUUGUAUUACUUAGCUAAGGUAGGAUAUGGUAUGAAGAUAGCUUGCUUUGAUGUUAGGUCUGAGGAAUUCAAGUUUAUUGACGAUAAAUCAUUAGAUUUUUUGGAUAUUAGUUUGAUAAACUAUAGGGGUAAAUUAGGUUUGCUUCGUCGGCGGCAUGAUGACAAUGAUGCCAUUAAGUUGUCUCUGUGGGUUCUAGAUGAUGUCGAGAGAAAGGAACGGUCGCAUUAUGUCCACACUUUGCCCGCGAAACUAGCAGUUCUUGUAUAUCACAAUAUUUUGUCUAUCGUUGGAGUGACUUGUACAGGUGAAAUUGUUUUUUCGAUGGUCUCUGCAUGUAAACCGUUCUUUGUUUACUACUUCAAUCCCGAAAGGAAGACUCUCCAAACUGUUGAAAUCAAAGGUGUUGGAGCUAACUAUGAAGUGUUUGGGUCUAGUUCCAGGGUUCACGCCUUUAUAGACCAUGUAGAGGAUCUCAAUUUGAUGACAUAA
Molecule: messenger RNA, 1143 nt
Organism: Microthlaspi erraticum
Lineage: Eukaryota; Viridiplantae; Streptophyta; Magnoliopsida; Brassicales; Brassicaceae
Source: the annotation of a GenBank genome assembly